AUGACGGUUAAUAUCAAGGUCAUUAAGGAUAGCUAUGUGCGCCCUACGACCCCCCCGGCCACUUCCGCCGGCUCGUCUCCUCCACGCGUCGAGCUUGCUGGAGUCGAUGUUCUCUUUAACCGCAUGAAUCUCCGCGUGGUCUACUUCUUCCCUGCUCCCCUUUCCCCUCACGUCCUCCGCUCUUCUCUCUCCAAAGUCCUGGACAAGUACCCCAUUCUGGGGGGGCGCCAACGAAAGGAGGGAAAGAAGACGCACUACAUCGAAUUGAACGGGAAAGGGGUCUUGGUCCGGCAACAAUUGGCUACCGUGAAAGGCGGGGACAAGGGGAAAGGUGCCCUUUUGGACGACGAGUUCAUCAAAACUCACAUCCAUUCCUUCGUGCAUGGAAAUAAAUCUGCCGCCGUGAACCAAGACCGAGAGAGCAACCUCAUCAUCACCCUCACCGAAGUUGACUACGAGCAGGAGGAGGAGGCAGGGAUG
This is a messenger RNA of Nannochloropsis gaditana CCMP526, 480 nucleotides long. RefSeq lists its product as uncharacterized. The annotation marks the transcript as partial. The transcript has a single exon. The record is from RefSeq and is a predicted model, not a curated record.